This is a messenger RNA of Polypterus senegalus (gray bichir), 2002 nucleotides long. RefSeq names its product mediator of cell motility 1 (gene memo1). Bases 346 to 1239 code for a protein of 297 amino acids. The record is from RefSeq and is a predicted model, not a curated record. The transcript has 9 exons. Lineage: Eukaryota; Metazoa; Chordata; Cladistia; Polypteriformes; Polypteridae.
CGAGUUAUGCCAAAGCAAGACCGGCGAGCAGUGCAUUUUCAGAACGUAGACAAGGUGGCUUAGCAGGUUUUGGUUGUUUCAUGCUCCUUUCAUUUUUGAGCAUUUCAUAUUUUGAGUUUCCGUGGACCGAUUUUAAUGUUAUUUUGCUUUUAUUACUUUUGUUUGGUUUCGAUUUAAGUUUUCUGUGCUCCCUCAGCUCCCGUGUCACUCAUAUUUUUGAUUUGUUUGCUUCCCAUCCCCCACCCGCGUCACUGACGGCUUUUCCUUUUUAUCAUAGAAGGAAAAAAAACUUACUUUUUCUGUUCUUUUUUUAAACUGGCCAAGAUAGGCAUCUCGAGCGCUAAGAUGUCGAACCGAGUGGUGUGCAGAGAAGCGAGUCAUGCUGGCAGCUGGUACACCGCCUCAGGACCCCAGCUGAAUGCACAAUUAGAAGGCUGGCUAUCUCAAGCACAUGUAACGAAAAGACCUGCUCGAGCCAUUAUUGCACCACAUGCUGGUUACACCUACUGUGGAGCCUGUGCAGCCUUUGCUUAUAAACAGGUGGACCCUUCUAUUACUCGCAGAGUUUUUAUACUGGGACCAUCACAUCAUGUUCCACUCUCACGCUGUGCACUUUCUCCUGCUGAAAUCUACAGAACACCAUUGUAUGACCUGAGAGUUGACCAGAAGAUUUAUGCUGACCUCUGGAAAACGGGAAUGUUCGAGCGCAUGUCCUUGCAGACAGAUGAAGACGAGCACAGUAUUGAAAUGCAUUUGCCUUAUACAGCUAAAACUAUGGAAAGCCAUAAAGACGAUUUUUCCAUUGUCCCAGUUUUGGUUGGGGCAUUGAGUGAGUCGAAGGAACAUGAGUAUGGGAAGCUUCUUAGUAAAUACUUGGCUGAUCCUAGCAACCUUUUUGUCAUUUCAUCAGAUUUCUGUCAUUGGGGACAGAGGUUCCGCUAUCAAUAUUAUGAUGAAUCACAAGGUGAAAUCUACAGAUCUAUUGAGAACCUUGAUAAAAUGGGAAUGAAUAUUAUAGAACAGCUAGAUCCUGUAUUAUUUAGUAAUUAUUUAAAGAAAUACCACAACACCAUUUGUGGACGUCAUCCUAUUGGUGUUUUAUUAAAUGCUGUAGCUGAACUAAAGAAGAAUGGAGUGGAUAUGAAUUUUUCUUUCCUGAACUAUGCCCAGUCAAGUCAAUGCAGAAACUGGCAAGACAGCUCAGUGAGUUAUGCGGCUGGAGCUCUGGUCGUCCAUUGAGAGGCCUGCUUAACUCAGGAAGCCAUCUGCGCCUGCUGCCUGUCUCCCUCACUCCUAUGCCGAACCCAGCCUUCCCAAUUAAAGAAGUUCAGAUAGCAUUAUAAGUGUGUUGGAACAUUACAGCGUAUAAAUACCUAUUCAAUAUUUUAUAUAUAUAUAUAAUAUAUAUAUAUAUUGUAUAUAUAUAAUAUAUAUAUAUGAUCUCUUUACCCUACGUCAUGUGUUUGAAUCUUUCUUUUUUUUUUUUUUUUUAAUUUAGCUCCCUUGUGUUCAUUGAAAGAGAUUUCUUAUGUGGAUUGAGAAUGGCUGGAUCAGAUUCUGAAUAGUAGGCAUAUCCUGUAUAUGGAGCACUAGACAGGAGAUGCAGUGGUUUGUGCUCUCCAGGUGACCUAUUUCCUGGGCAAAAUCUGAUAAACCAUAUUAUUUCUUAUGUUUGCACUCUUUGCAGACUUGUGCACAUGUACUCUGCUUAAAGGUUAGUUUUGCAGAAUGUAAAAUACAAAUAAAAAAACAUGAGUGAAAGCUUACUUUUAUUUAAAAAUGGAAAAGGUAAAAGCAUUUAUAAGUUAUCCUGUAUUCUGUUAGAGUAUAUAAAUAAAGCAGUAUAGGUAGCUACUGCCAACAUUUGUACAACAGAGAACCUAAUACUGUAGUGGCUAAUAAAGGGCUACGAGCAACACAAAGUACUCUAAAUUUCCUGCUGUACAAUCUAUACCAAAAAUGCAAUUUUUGUUUUUAAUUUUUCUUUUACGUUAUCCUUUUU